Molecule: messenger RNA, 981 nt
Organism: Oryzias latipes (Japanese medaka)
Lineage: Eukaryota; Metazoa; Chordata; Actinopteri; Beloniformes; Adrianichthyidae
Product: olfactory receptor 1C1-like
Biological process (GO): detection of chemical stimulus involved in sensory perception of smell; G protein-coupled receptor signaling pathway
Cellular component (GO): membrane
Molecular function (GO): G protein-coupled receptor activity; olfactory receptor activity; odorant binding
Source: RefSeq, a predicted model, not a curated record
AUGGAUUUAUUUAAUUCCGCUUUAGGAAGAAACAUUACUUUUGUACGCCCUCCAUAUUUCAUAAUUACCGGAUUUAUUGGUAUACCAAAUGUAAAAUAUUACUAUAUCUUUCUCUUCUUUGUCUACAUUGUUUCUGUGGUAGGGAACACCGCUGUAAUGGCUGUAAUAUACAUGGACAAUAGUCUAAGAACUCCAAAGUAUAUUGCUGUUUUUAACCUUGCAUUUGUUGAUCUGUUGGGAAACUCAGCCCUGGUUCCAAAGGUUCUUGACAUUUUCCUGUUUAACCAUAAUGUUAUCCCUUAUAAUGACUGCAUGACUUUCCUGUUUUUUUGCUACACUUGUCUCUGCAUGCAGUCUUUCAAUCUGGUUGCCCUCUCCUAUGACCGCCUGGUGGCCAUCAUCUUUCCUUUGCAUUAUCAAUUGAGGGUGAACCAGACAUUUAUGCUGUCAAUGAUUGCCUCGUUCUGGGUUUUUACUAUAACUGCAGUACUGAUUUCAGUCGGUCUUCUAACCAGACUUUCCUUCUGCAAGUCUGUUGUCAUCAACAGUUAUUUUUGCGAUCAUGGCCAGCUGUACAGACUUGCAUGCAAUGACAAUUUUCCUAAUGAUGUUGUUAGCUUUUUUUACCCUGUUGUUAUAUUUUGGCUACCUCUGGUUUUUAUUCUUUCGAGCUAUCUAUACAUUGGCUAUACUUUAGUUAAGGUGGCUACACUUCAACAAGGAAUUAAGGCUUUUAAAACAUGCUUGGCUCAUCUCUCAUUGGUGGUGGUCUAUUUUACCCCAGUGUUGAUUACGUUUACAUUGAUGGAUAAAAUUCACCCAAACAACCGGAUUAUAAAUCUGUCUCUCACCUCAGUUUUUCCUCCGAUGUUGAACCCGAUCAUUUAUGUUCUACAGACAAAGGAAAUCCAAACAUCGCUCAAGAAAAUUUCAAAAAUCUAUCGAAAAUCCAAAAUGAAAAUAAAAUCUUUACCAAUGUGA